UUUAUAACUCUUAUAUAUAAAUCUUAGUUCUUCAUGAUUAUAUAUAUAUAUAUAUAAGAAAAAAGAGUUUUCAGCUUCAGAACAAACUAACUGAUUAACUGAAAACCGAAUCUCAUCUCGAACCCAUCGAUGCCAUCUGGGCCUGAUCGGAUCCCACCAAACACGGCCCAAAUUGCUCCAUUAAUCAACUCAAAUUUAUUAUUAUUAUUAAGAUUUAAUUUCUCUUUCUCAGUUCUUGAGUAGUUCUGUUCUUAUUAGUUCUUACAGUUACCAAGAAAAACAGAAUCUUCAGUUAUAAUUAGUUGGAAAAACGAAAACUAAGAAAAAAAAAAAAAACUGAAGUUUUAUGGCUCAGAGAAGUGGUGGUAGUGGGCCCAACAAAUCAGACAGCCCACCGGUAUUGAAGAGGUCCAAAACCAUCAUCGCCGGUGGUGGGCCCAGCCGGCCCACUACGACUCAACACUUCGCCGCCGCCGCCACCGCCCUGCCGCAGCGACACUGGCCACCCUCCGCCUCCACCGAUCUCCGCGUCGUUACCACUCACAACGAUGAUCCUCCUGCCAAUCGAGACUGGUUCUAUCCUUCCUUCAUGGUCCCCCAAACCACAAAGCGCGUGGCUCACAAGCUCGCCUCCUCCGAUUCGCGUCCGCGUCCUCCUCACCGGGUCGCUGCUCCAUCGCCCAAGAAGCCUGAUGUUGAGAGUAAGAAGGUGAAGCUCGUUCCUAAUCGUUCUUCCACUGAGUCGACUCAGUCGAAGCCCUGUAGGGUCAGCUGGAUGCGGAAGCUGAAAUUCUUGCUGGCUUUUGCUUGUAUAUUGAUAUUGGGAUUAUAUACAGUACAUCUUCAUGGAAGAGUUGCGAAACUUGAGGCUGAGAAUGCUUCUCUUCAUAAGUUUUGUAGUAAUAGGGAUAGUCAUAGUUAUGAAAGCACCGAGGAUACUAUGCAGAGUGAAGAGAAUGAUAAAAAUAGUAUUUUGGAUUAUGGCAAUGCUGAAAAUAGAAGUGUUGCUUUGUAUUCUGUUGUCAUCACAUUGGUAAUGCCAUUCUUGCUGUGCAAAUACCUUGAUUAUCUUCCUCAUAUAACGAAUUUCUCGAAGAGGAGGAAGAAAAACAAGGAAGAGGUUCCUUUGAAGAAGAGAAUUGCAUACACUGUGGAUGUUUGUUUCUCGGUCUAUCCUUAUGCCAAGCUUCUUGCUCUUCUGUUUGCAACUAUGUUCCUUAUUGGGUUUGGUGGAUUGGCAUUGUAUGCUGUCAAUAACAAUAGCUUUGCUGAAGCUCUUUGGCUUUCGUGGACUUUUGUAGCAGAUUCUGGAAAUCAUGCUGAUACUGAGGGCAUUGGACCAAGAAUUGUUUCUGUCUCGAUAAGUUCGGGAGGUAUGCUUAUAUUUGCAAUGAUGCUUGGGCUUGUUUCGGAUGCCAUAUCUGAGAAGGUGGAUUCAUUAAGGAAAGGGAAGAGUGAAGUCAUUGAAAAGAAUCACAUACUCAUUCUUGGCUGGAGUGACAAACUGGGUUCACUUUUAAAACAACUAGCCAUAGCAAACAAGAGCAUUGGUGGUGGUGUAGUGGUUGUACUUGCUGAAAGAGACAAGGAAGAAAUGGAGAUGGAUAUAUCAAAGCUCGAAUUCGAUUUUAUGGGGACAUCUGUUAUAUGCAGAAGUGGUAGUCCUCUUAUACUGGCUGAUUUAAAAAAGGUUUCAGUUUCAAAAGCACGGGCUAUCAUUGUUCUGGCAUCCAAUGAAAAUGCUGAUCAGAGCGAUGCUCGUGCUUUGAGGGUUGUGCUCAGCCUCACAGGAGUGAAAGAAGGUUUAAGGGGCCAUGUUGUUGUAGAGUUGAGUGACCUUGACAAUGAGCCUUUGGUGAAGCUUGUUGGAGGCGAACUCAUUGAAACAGUUGUCGCUCAUGAUGUGAUUGGGCGCUUGAUGAUACAAUGUGCUUUGCAACCUGGUCUUGCACAGAUAUGGGAGGACAUUUUGGGAUUUGAGAAUGCCGAGUUUUAUAUCAAAAGAUGGCCUCAGCUGGAUGGUCUUCGCUUUGAAGACGUGCUAAUUUCAUUUCCAGAUGCAGUUCCAUGUGGAGUUAAGGUUGCUUCUGAACAUGGGAAGAUAAUACUGAAUCCAGAUUAUAACUAUGUCAUUGGAGAGGGGGAUGAAAUCCUCGUUAUAGCUGAGGAUGAUGACACAUAUUCUCCAGGUUCCCUUCCUGAGGUUCGUAGGGGUUCUUGUCCAAAAAUGGUUGACCCUCCAAAAUAUCCUGAGAAAAUAUUGUUUUGUGGUUGGCGUCGUGAUAUUGAUGAUAUGAUUAUGGUUCUAGAGGCAUUUUUGCCGCCAGAGUCAGAACUUUGGAUGUUUAAUGAAGUUCCUGAAAAAGAUAGAGAGCAGAAGCUUACAGAUGGAGGCCUUGACAUUGCUGGUUUGGUGAACUUAAAACUUGUUCAUCGUGAGGGAAACGCUGUGAUUAAACGCCAUUUAGAGAAUCUUCCCCUUGAAACUUUUGAUUCUAUUUUAAUUCUUGCAGAUGAGUCAUUAGAGGACUCUGUUGUGCAGUCUGAUUCGAGAUCUCUUGCCACUCUUCUCCUCAUUCGCGAUAUCCAGUCAAAGCGUCUUCCAAACAAGGAUACAAAGUCAACAUCUUGGCGGUUUCCAGGAUUCUCACACAGCACUUGGAUCCGCGAAAUGCAGCAAGCCUCACACAAAUCAAUAAUCAUUAGCGAGAUUUUGGACUCUAGGACUAGAAAUCUAGUAUCUGUGUCGAGAAUCAGCGAUUAUGUUUUAUCAAAUGAACUCGUAAGUAUGGCGCUAGCAAUGGUUGCUGAAGACAAGCAAAUCAACCGGGUACUCGAGGAACUUUUUGCAGAGCAGGGGAACGAGAUGUGUAUAAAACCAGCAGAAUUCUACUUAUUCGACCAAGAGGAAGCAUGCUUUUACGAAAUAAUGAUUAGAGCCCGGCAAAGGUACGAAAUUGUUAUCGGUUAUAGACUUGCUAACACAGAGUGUGCUAUCAUUAAUCCACCAGAGAAGUCAAAACCAAGAAAAUGGUCCCAUGAUGAUGUUUUUGUUGUGAUUGCCUCAGAAGACUGAAGAGUAGGAAUAAGAGUGUUCUAGAAACUAAGACUAAUCUUUGGUGUAGACCCAACUGACCAUUCUUUCACCUUCUGGUUUGACCAACCAUAUCAUCAAUGAUGGAGCUCAAAAUAUGUAGAUUGCUGUCGUGUAUUGCAGUAAAUAUAGUCCUGAGAUCUAAUUCAAUCACUAAAGAUUUUCAACGGCUUACUUGAUGUGAUUAUUAUAUUUCUCUUUGUACUUGUAACUCUAUAAUUAAAAUAGGCAUGAGAUUAGCAUUCUUAGUCAGCUAGAAAGAGCUAAACAUGUUGUAUCAAUAUAUAUACAAUUUAUUAGAGAAUAUUAAUAAUUCUUUUAAUUGUAAACUCUCUUUUGAGGAUUGUAAUCUUAUUAUCGUUAUUAUUUUUAUUAAAAAUAUACUUCAAUA
Molecule: messenger RNA, 3485 nt
Organism: Humulus lupulus (European hop)
Lineage: Eukaryota; Viridiplantae; Streptophyta; Magnoliopsida; Rosales; Cannabaceae
Product: ion channel DMI1
Exons: 12
Coding region: 347-3076 (909 amino acids)
Biological process (GO): monoatomic ion transport
Source: RefSeq, a predicted model, not a curated record